CUUCUUCACACGACCCACUUACUCCAACAACUCGCUCUCAUUUGCGUCGCAAGGGCCUUCGAGGCAGCGGCAGCUUCACGCCAAUGGCGAUACUAACAGCCGUUCUUGCUCUGUGCGCCCCCCUCAUGGCCAAUGCCCUCACUUGGUCUUUCACCAAUGCGCCGACUCAAUGCGCAAACCUGUCGGUAUCGGUCAACGGCGGCACUCCCCCGUACAGGAUCCUCAUCAUACCCUUCGGCACGACCCCCUUGAGCGGAGGCACCGAAGUCCGCAAAAUCCUUGACGAGGCCUUCCCCGGAAACUCUCCGAACACCAGUUUCCAGCUCAAUUACCCUGCAAACUCGCAAUUCGUCGCAGUUGUGAGUGAUAGCACUGGGUUCGGGUCUGGGGGCACCAGUGUCAACUUGCAAGUGGCGAAUUCGAGCGAUAGCAGUUGCUUCAAUCCCAACCAGAAGAGCCAACCGACCUGGGUAUUCUCGAUAAACCCGCUGAACAGUAUCACCUCUUGUCAACCCACACGGCUCUGGUGGGACCCCUCAUCCAAUGCACCUCAAGGCACGCCUCGGUUUGAAGGUGUUAUCCCCGGCGGCAUCUCCUUCGAUAUACCAGUGACGACGGAGACUACGGUUCCUCAGCAGGGCCUCGGGUUUAAUUGGACAGUUUCUUUGGCACCCAUGACUACCGUCAUCCUCGUAGGCGGGGACGAUCGGGGCUUUGGAACAGCCGGCAGUUCGCUCUACAUCGUCGGCAACAACAUUCAGAGCGAUUCGUCUUGCCUCAAUAGCAGUAGCCCCAGCUCCACACCAGGCGCACCAGCGGGUGGAGUAGCCACCAGCACCAGUUCAAGCACCAGCACCAGCACCAGCACCGGAUCUUCUAGUCCGAAUAGCUCUCAGAAAAGCAACGGUAGUAACGUGGGAGCAAUUGUCGGUGGGACAAUAGGCGGCCUUACGGGUCUCGUUGCGUUGUGUCUGGUCGGUUUGUUCCUCUACCGGCGACGAAGGUAUCACGAUGAGGAAAAGAGAAGGCCACGUCCCGAUCUUCUGAAUGCAGACGAAGGAGACGAUGGCGAACAGUCUGGGAACGAACUGCCGCAGUUCUAUCGGCCAGAGCCAUUCGUGGUGCCCGAUCCGACGCGGGCGUCGCUGGGAGGAUUGACGGAGGACGAGCGAAGGACGAGCGGUUACCUGACAGAGGAGGGGCGUCCGCUCAGUGGCUACUAUGCCGAAAGCCACGCAGGAACUCAUGAUCCAUCCAUAAGCAUGAGUACCGCGACGAGGAAGACGGGAAUGCGGCAAAUGCGACCAGUCAACAUCAUCCAGCAUUCCGACGCUGGUCCCAGCCAGCCCCUUGUCGGGGGAGAAGAUGAUGAGCCCGAAACAGUGGAACUACCUCCUGCAUACACGAACAUCCCGUCGGGAAGCACGGCCCCGCCGCCUGUAGAGUCUUGACCGUGCCAUGGAUUGCCACGGUAUGUGGCGGCUGAGCUCGGAGAUGGUUUCGUUGACCGCAUUCUCAUGACAUUCAUUUCUUAACAUGUGGACAUAUCUGAUAUCCCAACUCGUCUGCUUUCGCCUGUGGAUUGCAGACGCUGUACUACUGUAUCGUGACCACAUCUCCCUCACACCUGUCAUCUAAGUACCAUAUCCUCCAAUUCAAUACCUUUCCAUUGCGGUCCGAUCAUGCGCGCUGUGCACUGCAUAAGGAACGGUACAUUCUGAGUUUACAUCUCUUUUACGGCACCCAUGCUUGAGUACAAGGGGCUGUCAAAGUAGCUAUCAGUCUUCAGUACCAAGUACAGCCAUCAAGCAUAUGGAUGCACAGCUUUUCAGGUCCCUCAUGUUUUCCUGGAACUGUCAGGAUGCACUCAGCAGGCACUUGAAACAUUGGAGCUGAGCGACAGAACUUCUCACGACGCCAAACACACAAGGUCAAUGGUGACUGGAAAACCCAGCUUUUCAGGGUGCCGCAUAGAAUGUGCCGCAAGAAUCAGAAACAGGCUUGGGAUGGUGCACAUAACGGCUCUCCACUCAAUUUACAUGGAGGAUUUACAUAAUUGAGUCAAGGCUCUGUACAAUCAGAGUGGAGCUUCAAUCCACAUGUCAGGUCUCGCAUCUGAGCUCCAGACUAUUCACAGGUACAAACCGUUGGAAACGCCAGAAACGCGUCGUGCGCGAAACCGGUCCAACAAGUGAAACCCGUGAUCGCGUUCCUCAAAAGGCAUCUGCUUACUUACCUGAGUGCUACAUGCUUCGCCAGCGUCUCCGGUGCAUCCAUCGCCGAACUACAAAGCCCACUAUCAUUUAUCGCCAUGGCCAAUCCUCUUCCCUUCCGUCCCCCUAGCAUGAUUGGCGCUACAGCGUCAUUCUACGACCCAUCUGACCCCCAACAGUGGCAUUACGCCGCCGCCCAACAGCAACAUCAACAGGGCUCGUUUGAAUUCUCAUACCCUCCCCCCAAUACGUCCUACGAUGAGUUACUGGCCCAAUUUUACCAAGCUCAAGCUCCAAGCCAAGUUCCGCCGCCGCCGCCACCUCCGCAUGCAAAUCCUCAGUAUCCGCGCUAUACCCCGCCCCCCGACUCCGCAUACCAUCCGGUCAAUAAGCCAGCGAAUGAACGACCUCGCAGUGUGAACAAUGCUCCACCGACUUCGGCACCUGCUUCUGAUGCUUCGCCCCCCUCGAGCACUUCACGGUCGAAACGAAAACGUGUUGCCAAACGUCCUCCGCCACCAGCAGAUCCAGCCUAUUCUGAUCUCAGCGGGGACUCAGACGAUGGCUUCGUUUCGUAUAGCGGAAGUGCACCCAUCAGCGUGGGUAUGGGUGGACUGGGCGUCCGCAGUAAGGGUGCACGCCUGCCUGGAGCAUGCACGCACUGCAAGAAAUUGAAAAUGAAAUGCGAUUUCGGGCCUGUGCUCGGCGGGAAUGCGGAAAGCGGAGAAUUGGACAAUACUUGCAGACGAUGUCGUGCGCAUGGACAUGUGUGCAUAGUGGAAGGGAGGAAGCCAAGAAGUGCACCAAACAAACGUGAGUAUUUGCUGGCCCAGAUUCGCCAGAAGGAUGCCAUCAUCGAGUCACUGCUGAAGCAGUUGCACAAUCCUUACAUCGCUACUCCCCUGUCGAUUGCAUCAUAUCGGAUGGCAACUUCGCCGUCUGAUGCAACUAACCGCAACAUUCUGGCCUGGUUGGAUCGACUGCAAGCAAGUGUUCGCGCUGGAUCCGUCGAAUCAAGCGCAUCCACGUCCUCGAAUCCGUUCGCCGGUGCCUCUCCAGCUCGUAAACCAAACUCGGGAGGCUUCGCACAGUCGGUCAAUCGACACUUCCACGCUACACCUGAGGACGAUGAUUCAGAGGACGAGGGCCCCAGUAACGAGGACGAGGACACAGACGAUAAUGAAACCGAACUGGGAGAAUCAUCUGCGCUACCGGAUGCCAGUGUCCCCAUCGGACUGAUCGCAAAUUUGAGUCUGAGCAGCAACCGUGGAAAGGAGAAGAGGGGGUCGUCGGUCCCCGGGGAUGGAUCCGAGGAUCUAGAUGAUGACAAUGUCGGUGUUGCCAAUGCUGCGUACUUCAUGCCGGGUCCAGCAACGGAUCUGGACAAACGGGCGCAGCUGAUCGAACAACACAGUCCGCCAGAAAUUCUUAUCCACGGACUGGUUGUGCCGGAGGAUGUGGAUAGACUAUUUGAAAUAUUCUAUACUCGUGUCAAUCCGUUUGUUGCUCUUCUCGAUCCCAAGUUGCACACGCCUGCAUCGACCUUCGCGAGAUGCCCAUUCUUGUUCACCGUUAUCUGUGCCAUCUCGUCACGAUACUAUCCCGAAAAAUCGGAAAUCUAUCCAAUCGCUAUGCACUUCGCUAAACAUUCGGCUGCAAAUGCAUUGAUUGACGGUUGGAAGUCUGUCGAACUCUGCCAGGCUUAUAUUCUCAUGAGCAUCUUCGCUGUCCCGGCCCGAAAGUGGGAAGAAGAUCGAUCAUGGCUUUACACUGGGCUUGCCAUCCGGCUCGCUACGGACUUGAAUCUGCACCAAGUGCCGAGCAGCAAGGCUUUCAUCAAGGGCAAAGGGGUCGAGCGGGAGAUGAACGAGAGGGAGAUACUCAACCGGACCAGGGUGUGGAUGAUUUGUUUCAAUCUCGAUCGCUCGACCGCGACACAGUUUGGAAAACCGUCCACGAUUAAGGAAGAUUACAUAUUGCGUCAUGGGAGCGACGACUGGUAUAAAAAAUCGCCAUACAAUUCAACAUUCGAUGUGCACAUGUGUUGUUACACGGCUCUCCUUCUGCUCGUUGCGAGAUUCCACGACGAUAUCUUCUCCGAUCCCACUUCGCCCAGUGGGCUAAACAAGCACGUGGAUUUCCACUCCGUGACCCUCGCCCACGAUGCCAAGCUCGAACGGUUCACUGAAGAGUGGGGGCUUCGUUUGGCCCAGGAUUCUGAUCCGCAUGACCGAAAGUGCCAGCUACGGUGCAAAUUGUUCCCUUUCUUGGUAUCGUACUCGCGGCUGGUCAUGUUCUCGUUUGGGUUCCAGCAGGCCUAUCAACGCGGGCUGCAGCCUGCGGACCAUAUUUUCUUUACGAAAUGCUUGGAUUCAGCCCAGGGUGUUCUGCGGGGGAUGAUCGAUGGUCUGGCUCCGACAGGGUUUAUGCGCUAUGCCCCGGAUGGCCACUUCAUCUUCUCUGCCUUCGCGUCGGCGUUCCUGCUCAAGCUUCUGCGGCCGGAAUUCUCGCAUUUGAUGUCCAAGGAGGAAGAAAACAAGGUGUACGACCUCAUCGGACGGCUGAUCCAGACGCUGAGUUCGCCGGAGAUCGCGAUCGACGAUCGGCAUACUCCCAAGUUGUAUGCCCGCUUUUUGGCGGGGCUGCUCUCGAAACAUCGGAGGGACGGUGCGACGGUUGGACGAUUGCAGCAGACUCAGUCGAUUGGCUCCUCCGGAAAGGCCGGCUACGUUGCACCCUCAUCGGCGUACAGCACGAGGGUGCCUAUGGCUGGUGCGGCUGCCGAGACCUCCGGCGCGUACAUGAUGUAUUCUGAGCCGCUGGCUGGGGGAUCUGCCUACCACGGCGGAACGCCAUAUCCCAACUCUUCUCAGUUCCAGGCGGCCCAACCGGAGCUAGAGUUCCAGUCGCAGCCAGUCCAGUUUGGGAUGGACGUUGAGUUGGGUGCGGGGAUGGCUGACGAGGAGCAGACGCUCGCGGGAAUGCAGGCUCUGCAGAACCCUGCGUGGUGGGAAAAUAUGAUGAUGCCUGGUUUUGUGUGGCCCGACUCGUCGAGUCCCGGAUCGACGGGGAAUACCUCGAAUGGCUCGCCGUCGCCGUAUCAGGCUCCGAUCCCGAUCUACGGCAACGGACACCUGCACGCGGGUGCGUUCCAGGAAGCUCCCCAGUUUAUUGCUUGAAAUCGAGUCGUGACGCUGCUCUUUUGCUAUCUGUUUGCUGUUUUGUAUCACAGGAUCUUGGGUGUUUAGAUGUGUCUGUACAAUUUACGUGUAUGUGGAAAUGUUUCAC
Mycena citricolor is the source of this 5501-nucleotide messenger RNA. The record is from the annotation of a GenBank genome assembly. Lineage: Eukaryota; Fungi; Basidiomycota; Agaricomycetes; Agaricales; Mycenaceae.